This is a messenger RNA of Vanessa tameamea, 1596 nucleotides long. RefSeq names its product putative fatty acyl-CoA reductase CG5065. Gene Ontology annotation, cellular component: peroxisome. NCBI's taxonomy places the organism in Eukaryota, Metazoa, Arthropoda, Insecta, Lepidoptera, Nymphalidae. The record is from RefSeq and is a predicted model, not a curated record. The transcript is spliced from 13 exons. Gene Ontology annotation, biological process: long-chain fatty-acyl-CoA metabolic process. Gene Ontology annotation, molecular function: alcohol-forming very long-chain fatty acyl-CoA reductase (NADP+) activity. Bases 73 to 1551 code for a protein of 492 amino acids.
AUUUAGCACAGACAGUGGAGGGUCAUUAGUGCUUUUUAACAAGGAAUUAUAUUAUUUAUAUCUGGAUUCACUAUGCCAUCUAUCAGCGUCACGGAGUACUAUGCUGGGAAAUCGAUCUUCAUCACUGGAGCCACUGGUUUCAUGGGCAAGGUUCUGGUGGAGAAGCUCCUUAGAUCAUGUAAAGAUUUGAAGAAAAUUUACAUUUUGGUCAGGAAGAAGAAAGGACAAAGCGCCGAGAGUAGACUGGAGACAUUGUUCUCGUGUCGGAUCUUCGAGAAUCUUCUUAAACAAAAUCCAAAGGUGGUGAACAAAUUGAGGGUAAUCCCCGGUGAUAUAUUGGAGGAAGGUUUGGGGAUAUCUGCCGCAGAUAUGGUGGAAUUGGAACAGGAAUGUCAAAUUGUUUUCAACAAUGCUGCUUGUGUCAGCUUCAAAAUGCCGAUCAGAGAAGCAGUUAACCAAAACACAAUUGGAGUUCUGAGGACCUUGGAAAUAGCAGAGAGGAUGAAAAAAUUGGAGGUCUUUCUCCAUGUUUCAACGGCUUUCUGCCAUGACGGUAUUGAAGUCCUGGAGGAAAAGAUGUACCCUUCGAAGCACGACCCCUACCGUGUAAUUGAGUCCUUGAAAUGGAUGGAUGAUGAGCUACUGGCUACCUGUGAACCAACAUUAAUAAAACCAUACCCGAAUACAUAUGGUUACACGAAGGCUUUAGCUGAGCAGAUUCUGACGUCGUUCGUCGGAAAAUUCCCCAUCGCAGUUGCCAGACCUUCGAUUGUGAUACCAGCGUUAAAAGAACCCAUGCCAGGUUGGGUGGACAAUACAAAUGGACCUACCGGUGUUAUAUACGCUGCGUCUAGAGGAGUCUUGCAUACAAUGCACUGCUCGGAUUCAACUAAAAUCGACACAAUUCCCGUUGAUGUGACUAUAAGUGGACUGAUUUUGUUGGCAUACUUUACUGCCAUAGAAAGGCCGAAUGACAUCCGAGUAUGUAAUUUAACUCAAUCUGGAAUAAAUGCAAUCACGUGGAAGGAAACUUCCAACUAUUGGAGGAAAUAUUUGAAAGAAUACCCGUUGUCCUACAGUCUGUGGUAUCCGGUAGCGACGGGAAAAAAAUACAAAAUUGAAAAUCAAAUUGACGCAUUCUUUACUCACAUCGUACCAGCUUACUUUAUAGAUUUAAUUUUGUUCAUCCUGGGCAAAAAGACAUUCAUGAUAAAUGUGAUCAAGCGUCUUCACGCUGGUCUCGAUCUGUUGGAUUAUUACACUGCGAGAAAUUGGACGUUUAAGAAUGAUUACUUUCUGUCUUUGGAAAAUCGUAUAUCAAAAGAAGAACGUGAAAUAUUUUAUACCAAUAUAUCGAUGAUAAAUAUUGGCGACUUUAUGAGGAAUUACAUAAAGGGAAUACGUGUAUUUUAUUGUAAGGAAGAUGAAUCAACUCUGCCGAAAGCCAAAAAAUUGCACCAACGAUUGUACUACCUCCACGAAGCGACGAAGACAAUUGUAUAUGCAUUGUGCGCGUACGUUAUGUAUCGUAUUUAUAUAAUGUUUCUUUAAUAUAUGAUAUGUUUUUCGCAUGUAAAAUAUGGUGACAAAUAAAUU